Molecule: messenger RNA, 1251 nt
Organism: Bactrocera tryoni
Lineage: Eukaryota; Metazoa; Arthropoda; Insecta; Diptera; Tephritidae
Product: inosine-uridine preferring nucleoside hydrolase-like
Exons: 6
Coding region: 88-1137 (349 amino acids)
Molecular function (GO): hydrolase activity, hydrolyzing N-glycosyl compounds
Source: RefSeq, a predicted model, not a curated record
CCGGCAGUUCGUGCUUGGCAUUGGAAGAAAUAGUUUCGGCUCUAAAGCGUUGCGAAUCUUAAAUAGUAGAGCUUUAUUUAAAAAGAAAUGUCUAAUACAAAAAGCUUUAUCAAAAUGGGCCGAUACGUAGUGUUCGAUUGUGAUGUCGGCAACGAUGAUGCCUGGGGUCUGAUGAUGCUAAUCAGAGCUGAAGAAGCUUUUAAAAGACGUGUUGAACUAGCGGAUUCCCCAGCAAAGUUUGAAAUCAUUGGCGUAACAUGCGUGCAGGGAAACACCAAUGUCGACCAAGCAGUGAUAAACACACUCAGAGUGCUGAAAGCAGCUAAUAGAAACGAUUUACCCGUAUAUAAAGGUUGCAGUACACCAAUAAUACAAAAUCAUUGGGCGAACCCGGAAAAUUUUCAUGGAAAGGAUGGGUUCGGUGAAGUGCAGCAUGAAACACAUGUCAAUUUGGAUCUGGUGCGUCCGGAACAUGCGGUGAAUGCGAUGUAUGAUAUUGUUUGUAAGCAUCCGAAAAUGGUUGACUUCUUGUUGGUGGGUCCACUUACCAACUUUGCGAUGUGUAUCAAUAUGUAUGGUUCAGAGUUCUUAGAUAAAGUUGGUAAAAUUUAUAUUAUGGGCGGCAAUCAUAGAGCCAAAGGCAACAUAACUAAAAGUGCCGAGUUCAAUUUCAUGAUGGAUCCAGAGGCUGCACAUAUUGUUUUGGCUCAUGUGGAUUGUCCACUAACAAUACUUCCUUGGGAAACCUGUAUCGAUGGCGAUUUUGAUAUAACUCUUGACUGGCGCUUGAAUGUCCUCGGUUCGAUUCAGAGUCCUUUCAUCGAGUUGCUGAACCUUGUGGAACGUGCUAUUUUUAUACCCAAAGGUAUCGAACGUUGGCUGGUUUGUGAUGCUGUAGUCGUCGCAGCCUACCUUUUUCCACAUUUAACCGUGAAACAGAGUCGACCCUAUCACGCAACCGUUGAACUGACAGGCACUCACACACGUGGUCAAAUGGUUAUCGAUCACCUGAAACAGCAAAAGGAUAAUGUGAAUAUUAUUAUGGAAGUGGAUGGUGCCCAAUAUAAAAAUAUUAUUGCAUGGACCGCGGGGCUGGAAGGUAUAGAUUUGGAGUCGGAGUUAGGUAGAGUUUCGUAAUAUAAAUUUGACAUACAUACGAGUACAUACAAAAGAACUUUAUUUUCGUUUUGUACUUACAUAUAAAAUUGGUUCAAGAAUUGCUUUAUUGUUAAAUAAUAUACUUCAGUGGAC